AUGGCCUCCCACGAAGACAUCAACCCCGCCAUCCUCUACUUCGGCACGCCAACCGCCCUAAUCACCACCCUCCACCCCGAGACCAGCGCGCCCAACAUCGGACCCAUGUCCUCCAUCUUCUGGCUUGGCAACCACUGCAUGCUCGGUCUCGCCGCCUUUUCCCAGACAACCCUCAAUCUCCUCUCCACCGGCACCUGCACCAUCUCCCUCCCCUCGGACGCCGAAGCCGCGCACGUCAACCGCAUCGCACGCACCACGGGCUCCUGCCCCGUCCCUCCCCCAAAACAGUCCAUGGGCUACGUGCACUGCGCCGACAAAUUCGCCCUGGGCCGCUUCACGCCUCUCCCUUCCGCCACCGUCCCGCCCCCGGGCCUAGCGGAAUGCCCCGUCGUCAUGGAAGCCUCGCUCGUCAAGGCGUUUGACUUGUUCUCCGACAGCGCGGACGCCCGGGGGGCCAUGAAAGCGGUGGAAGUUAGGAUUCAGAGGGUGAGGAUUCAUCCGGAGUUGAGGCUGGAGGGGUUCGAGAAUCGCGUGGAUGCGGAUCGGUGGCGGCCGCUGAUUAUGAUGUUUAGUCAGUUUUAUGGGUUGAGGGAGGGGAGGGUGCGGGGGAGUCGGUUGGCGGAGAUUGAGGAGGAGUUGUAUCGUAUGCCGGGAGAGGAAGAACGGGGAGGGGUUCAGAGGCAGGGGCAGGGCCAGAAGGUGGAUGAAUGCGGUGGGGGCAAGGUGCCGGGGAGGGGUGACGUCGCUGGGGCGAGAUGA
Messenger RNA from Cyphellophora europaea CBS 101466, 759 nucleotides. RefSeq lists its product as uncharacterized. NCBI's taxonomy places the organism in Eukaryota, Fungi, Ascomycota, Eurotiomycetes, Chaetothyriales, Cyphellophoraceae. The transcript is spliced from 2 exons. The coding region runs from base 1 to 759 and encodes 252 amino acids. The record is from RefSeq and is a predicted model, not a curated record. Gene Ontology annotation, molecular function: FMN binding.